ACGUAAAGCGGUUCAUCGCGGUCCUCAGUAUUGUUCAUUGGUUCUGUAAUCGAAAGACUUCACAUUUUUUGCUUAUACAACUAUUAAGAAAUUUUGCGAAGCGCUCAACAUGUUGAUAAGUUGUUGAGUAAAGAUCCAAGAUGAAUGCAACAGGAAAAAAUGGGCCGGUGUUUAUCAAGACAUACAGUAAAAGAAUGCGAAAGGUUGAGCCUUGGUUCUCCCCUGACCUGAAGAAAGCAGCUUUCUCUUUUUCAAGCACUCCCUCAUCGGAUCAGUCCAUAUCAGAAAUCACACAUCCCAAGAAGCGGAGAGUAAGAGAAACAGGCUCCCAUGCCGCAAAGAGCAAAGGCAUGACUGCCAUAAAGGAGAAAGAGAGUGAUGAGGAAAACUACACGCCGUCCGUAUCAUCCCGAAAAAAGGUAAAUGCAAAACCAUCAGUAAGGACAACAGCUGCGAGAACUCAAACAACAAAGGCAAAACAAAAUAAACAAUUAAUCGUUUUCACUAGCAGUGAAAAUGAGGAUGAUGCCUUGAUGAUGAAGAAUAAAGUCCAUCCAAAAUCAUCUGCUGAUGAAUGUGCUGGUGCCAAGAAAGUAUUAGACCCUCCCCAUUUGGUCAGAUUUGUUACACAACGCAAAAGACCACCGGCAACUAUCCGAACUAAGAGGAUCUCUCUUGUUCUUCACCGCACGCUAGAUUCCUCGGAUGAUUUCCUCCCUUCAUUCUCCAAAAAUAAGCGUGUUGCAAGCAGAAGGCCAUUUGACAUGGAUAAACAUGACUCAAAGAAUCACGCUGCUCUCAAGAACCGCAAACGCUCACAGAAACGUGUGGCUCUAGCUGAGGUCUCUUUCAAUGAUAGCGAUGACCAGCAGCUCCCAAGUAAACGUCCCCUGCUAUCAAGCACCCCUUCCCUUGUCUGCAGACAGCUCCAAAACUUACCAGAUCCCUCCAUCAGUGAGAUCUCCUCCCUCAGCUUUGAUGAAAUGCACCAACCUACAGAAAACAACAACAGCCUUCAUAGUUUGAAGAGUGUCAAAGUUUGUGACCACACAGCACAGAAGAAGAAAAGUCAACAGCUCCCAAACCCAGGCAUCUCUUCUGGAGAGAGAGAGAUGGAGCAGAUGGAGGGAGAAGAGGAAGCAGUUGUGGAAGAACGAGCUGGGGAUGGAGAGAGGUAUCAGGGAAAAGAAGGAUGUGCUGAGGCCACAUCUGCACAGCCAAGCACAAGUUUUGGAUCUGUGUCACCACAGUCACACAUAAAAUCUUUAACAGAUGAGCUAAAAGAGAGGUGUCGCACAGUGGAUGUAACCAUAAUGCUAAAAAAAACAGAUGUCUCAGACAUGGCGCAAAGCUGCAGCAGGAAAGGGGAAGAGAAGAUUGCCUCAGUUUGUUUGGAGUCCUCCGUGGCAGCAACCACUCAGAACAGCAAAACCUAUGUAACCGUAUCAUCCAGCUUCUCUUCAAUAUCCAAAUCAUCACUCUAUAUCUCCUCCAGUUCUCUUUCCACUUCCCCUUUUCCUGGAGCAGUUUGCUCAAACCAGUCCCUCAUUGGGCGUCUUAAAGCUGAAUGUCUGUUAUCUUCCCUUGCUGUUAGAAUUCCACGUCUUGACUUGGGUGCAUAUCCUUCUGUCCACCAGGGGCCAACAAAAGCACCCUGCACUGAGUCCCCAUACACCUGUCGCAGGGAAAGUGCCACCUCUCCACCUUUUAAGGAGACGGGGAAUAUUAUCCUAAACAGUCCAAUAAAUAAUAGGACUCCCUGUAAUGCUGAAGCAGUUGUUCAACACUUGUCUGCAUCAUUCCAACUACCUCCGGUCUCUCCACCUGCCUCUGCAGCUCAUAGCAAAACACGACCAUCUGCUGUGCCUAAAGAACGCACAGGUGCUGGUUCUGGCACCGGUCGUAAAGUUUGCGUGAGUGGACUUAAUGUCAGCCGCUGGUCAAAGAGGGGUACUGGAGAAUUCAAUGGAAAGCGCAAGAAAAAGGAAGGGCGAACAAAGGCUGUAUCAGGAGACUACAGUUCCUGUUGCAGCUUGUUGUCUGCUGGAGCUGACGCUUUUGCAGGGGACUCAACAUGCGGCUGGCUGCAGGGCACCAGUGGGAUUGGUCUGGCUGUGACACCUCUCAGAAUGGAGCAAAUGAAUCUGUCUUCCAUCCUGGCCAACUUCACUCCUGACACACUCACAACACACUCCUGGGGCCGACUAAAGGCAGCACUGUCCCUGCAUAAGAAGAAAACUGCAUUUCCCACCCCUCGACGCUUGGUUCAGUCUCAUUUGAAGUCCCCAGGCUCUAGGUUUCCAGCUGAAAACAGUCUUGACCUGUUUGGUUCCCCUGUCUGCACACCAUCCAGAUUCACACCUUCACGCAUGCUCCGGUCCACCAUGAACACCCCCAUGAUUUCAUACGACGAAGAUAUAAGUGAUGCAGAAAAAGUGUAUCAGGAAUGUCAGCAGAGCGGCCCACUUUCCUUCAGUGACUGUAUCCCUCCAGCUCGCAUGAAACACUGCAACAAGAUCGGAGAAGGGACAUUUGGAGAGGUCUUCUCAACCAUAAAUGAGUCCAACGAGACUGUUGCUCUCAAAAUCAUCCCAGUAGAAGGCAGUCAGCAGGUCAAUGGUGAACACCAGAAAACAUUUGGUGAAAUCCUCCAUGAAAUCAUCAUUUCCAAAGAGCUGAGCAGCCUUAACACGAAGGAGUUUAACAAGACAGACAGUUUCAUUGGGCUCAACAAUCUAUAUUGUGUUCGUGGACGCUAUCCGGAAGCUCUGCUCAAAGCCUGGGACAAGUUUGACCGCCAGAAGGGAUCUGAGAAUGACAGACCUGAUUUCUUUGAUGACGAGCAGCUGUUUUUAAUCCUGGAGUUUGAGUUUGGAGGGAGUGAUCUAGAGAACAUGAAUGGAAAGCUAUCUUCCAUGGUCCAGGCCAAGAGUGUUCUACAUCAAGUCACUGCAGCUUUGGCUGUAGCUGAGCAAGCGCUGUGCUUUGAACACAGAGAUCUUCAUUGGGGAAACAUCCUGGUGAAGAACAUUAAGCACAAGCACAAUGAGUUCAUUCUGAAUGGAAUAGUGCAUUCCAUAGAGACACGAGGGGUUCACGUCAACGUUAUCGACUACUCACUCUCACGCCUGGAGAUCGAUGGACUGACGGUGUCAUGUGAUAUAUCUAAUGAUGAGGAGUUGUUUAUGGGUCAGGGAGAUUAUCAGUUUGAAAUCUACCGUCUAAUGAAGAAAGAAAACAAUAACUGCUGGUCCAACUAUAAUCCUCAUUCCAAUGUGUUGUGGCUGCACUAUCUGGCUGAUAAACUGUUGAGCAUGAAAUACAAAAGCAAAGCCCAGAGCAACCAGCAGAGGACACUGAAGAGCGCCCUCAAAUCUUUCCAGUCAGAGAUACUCAAUUAUCCGUCAGCUACAGAAGCUCUUAUGAACUGCAAAUUAUUUCAGUGAAACGUUUAUGUUUUAAUUAACACAAUAGAUAGACCUGUAUAUUUUGAAUGACCAGUCCAGGGCAAGUACAGUAUUCUAAUGUUCUGUAAAAAGAUAUUAAAAACAAAUAAAGAAAAUGCAAUCAUGCAAUUAAAAAAAAAAAAAAAAUGUAAUUUAUUGAUAUACAUUAAUUAUCUUGAAAUAGUUACAGUUUUGGCAUAGUAUGGCAAAACCAGCUGUUCUUGCAUUCUCAUUUUUGUUUAUUAAGAAAAGUCUCAGCGUUCCACACCACAUUUCCAGCAAUCCAGAAUUGGCAGUUCAUUUUUAUAAAUUAAUAGUUGUCCAUGUUGGAUUUGCUGCAGACCUGUUCAGUUUUUUUUAGACCUUGUUUGAUCAUCCUUGUGCUGGAGGCAUAAUGUGCAAGGAUAGACCACAACAUCCAUGGAGGAAGCCUCAGCACAGGAACAUUCUCUUCUUUUUGCUCUUUGAUAUGCCCACCCACUCUAUGACCUUAGUGUCCUGUUGUCCUUUAUCAUUCUGACGAGUUCUCUUUCAAACAUUCGUUCAGUAUCUCACUAUGGGAAUCGCCUCGGGCGUGACCAAUCUUGGAAGCACCAAUUACACCACGUCUGUUGGUUGACAGACCAAUCACGAUAGUGAUGCGGGAGUCCCGCCUCCCUCAUAUAUAUAUCGCUGCUAGCGGUCCCUACAUCAUUCUCGUUCUCUUCCCCGUGAAGAUCCUUAUUGGAAGCUAUCCUCAGCAGAUCCUCAUAAGAAUUGCCGCUUAACUGUUCACGGGCGAGUCGCAUUUUAGGUACGUCGCCGAACGCGGCUGCUUUUUGUUUUGGGGGGGAAAUAUUCUCUGUCAAAGUGAAUAUUUUCUUUCUGCUAUAUCUAUAUCUUUGUGGUGUGAACCAGUGCAUGAAGCACUCUUAAUUAUUCCUUCACGUUAAGGGAAUAAUUGCUGUAAGACCCGAUAUCGAGAGGCACAUUGUGGUGAUCUCGUUAAUCUCCCGGAGUUUUUCAUCUCUGUUAUGGCGACUGCGAGCCCAUCCAGUGGCACAGCGAAGGGAAAAGAUCCCUCUCGCCCGUGUGCUUGCGGGUCUAUGAUUUCGUCUAAAGACUCAUAAAGAUGGGUUAUGCAAGAGAGAGGACGAAGGUUUACACGUGUUCCCAUUUGAAAUAAAUAAAAAUGUUUACUGUGCAUCCAGUUAGUGGGCCAAGGGCACAGAUUUGUGUGAAAAUAAAAACAAAAAUACACACAAAUACUCCCAGAUCAGAGCUGCAACCCCCAGAUCUGCAGCUAGAUCAUAGUGCCACACCAUCAGUGAGCGAGAGCUGCAGCGCAUGCGCAGUACACCCUUGGGUAUUAUCUAUGAUAGAAUGGGGUUCUAUUUUUUUCUCAACAGUGUGUUAAUGUCAACAGCAGAAGGGGAGUCAGCUCGGAUUUUAGAGGAGAAAAUAAUCUCUUUAUUGAGUAAAAGAGUAAUUCGGGUGGUGCCACGGGAGGACAGCCAGCACGGCUUUUACUCCCGGUACUUUGUCAUUCCCAAAAGAGGGAGGGGGGGGUCUCUGUCCCAUUCUGGAUUUGCGGAACCUCAACAAACACCUCAGAAAGUACAAGUUCAAAAUGCUCACAAUAAAAACAUUAUACAAUGUUAUUCGUCCCAGAGACUGGUUUACAUCAGUAGAUGUGAAGGACGCUUUUUUGACAGUUCCAUUCGGUUUGGCUUUAGCCCCAAGAACUUUCACAAAAUGUGUUCGAGGCGGCUCUAACACCGCUGAGAAUAGCGGGUCUCAGAGUGUCAGCUUAUUUGGACGAUCUCCUCCUCUCUACUCCGUCAUAGCGGCAGGCGGAGAUUGAUACAAAUCUGCUUGUCUCAUUUAAAAGGCUUAGGCUUCAAAAUAAACGAGACGAAGAGCUGCUUAGUGCCCACGCAAGAAAUAAUUUUCCUGGGUCUCAGGCUGAACUCAGACCUGUAUCAAGCGUUUCUAUCAGAGGAGCGCAUCAGGUCAAUUCGUGGUUGUCUCUCCCUUUUCCAGAGAGGGAAAAAAGUUCUAUUCAGACUGUUUACGUCUUCUAGGGCUGAUGGCCACGGCAGUGUCUGUCAUCCCAUUUGGGCUGUUGCGAAUGAGUGAGUUUCAGUGCUGGGUAGCAGCACAGCGCUUAUGUCCAAAGCGCCACCUCAACCACAAAUUGAUAGUGUCAUCACAUUGCCUGCGAGCUCUCUGCUGCUGGAGAGAUCGCGCUUUUCUCGAAUCAGGGACUCCGCUGGGAGCGAAUUCUCUGAGAAAAGUAGUAACUACAGAUGCGUCACACACAGGUUGGGGUGCAGUGUGCGAGGGCAGAAUAGCGCAAGGGAAAUUGCCUGCCUCGCUACAGAACGCACAUAUAAACUUCCUGGAACUGUUAACAGUGUUUCUAGCAUUGAAACAUUUCAUGCAGUUCCUACGGAAUCACCACGUUUUGGUCAAAUCGGACAACACAACGGCGGUGGCUUAUAUAAAUCGCCAGGGGGGGAACACGUUCUCCUCAACUUCACAGUCUAGCAUAAACUCAUGGUGUGGGGCACCAUUUUGACAUGAAGCAUUUUCAUCCAUUACGGGCGACUCGUGUCCCGGGAAUAAUGAAUGCGGGGGCAGAUCUCCUGUCCGGGGGAAUCCUCUGUAUGGGGAAUGGACUCUCCACCCUCAGGUAGUGAACCAGUUGUGGGAGAGGUUCGGCCGAGCUGCCGUAGAUCUCUUCGCCUCGCACGAAAAUACUCAUUGCCCUCUAUUCUUUUCUCUGGCGAGAGACUGUGCACCUAUGGGUCUGGAUGCUUUGGCUCACCCGUGGCCAAGCGUACUGCUUUACG
This is a messenger RNA of Sinocyclocheilus anshuiensis, 6280 nucleotides long. RefSeq lists its product as uncharacterized. Gene Ontology annotation, biological process: intracellular signal transduction; mitotic cell cycle; protein phosphorylation. The transcript has 18 exons. The coding region runs from base 141 to 3446 and encodes 1101 amino acids. Gene Ontology annotation, molecular function: histone H3T3 kinase activity; ATP binding. Gene Ontology annotation, cellular component: nucleus; cytoplasm. Lineage: Eukaryota; Metazoa; Chordata; Actinopteri; Cypriniformes; Cyprinidae. The record is from RefSeq and is a predicted model, not a curated record.